AAAGAAAGGCUGCUUCAAGAUUUUUGGUGUCUUCAUGCGAUUGAAGAAAAGAACUCGCGAGACUGGAUACGAAGUUGAUGGAGAAAUCGGAGAAGAUCAACAGGAUGUGUUGCUUUCUGACGAUGGAUUUCCCUCUGUGGUGGAGGAAUUUGUUGACUCAGAGGAAGUUAAACAACGCGGAAGCACAGAGAAGGAGAGCCUUGAAGUUACCAUGCAAAAAAUUGCGAAGGAGCCCGAUUUCGAGCUGAGUGACGAUGAAGAUGAAGAUCCUGGAGAAUGUUUGGACUUUCUACGCUGGUGCAAUGAAAUUCCACUGACUAUUGGCAAAGCUGAUAUUCCGUUCGUGUCUGUUUCAUGCACACCGUGGUGGAGAGACGACAGUGUUGUCUUUGGAUUGCAGCCUAAACUUGCAAAUGAGCUUCAAGGUUAUUACAAAGAUGAUGAUGUUGUUUCGUUUGAUGAUGAAGUUGACGAGGAGUUAGAAAAGAUCUUUGCAUGUGACAUGAAUAAGCUUCAAAUUGAAAGAUUGGUGGAUGGAGGGCUGAAUUUGAUGAGCUGCUGAAUGCAACUCAUCGAAUUCAUCACAUAAAAAACAAAAUCGUAUAUUUAUUUAUUUAUUUUUCAACCCCGGGUACACUGCAUACACAAACUCAUACAUUUGAUUGGUUCAUGAUUGGUGAUAGUAGACAGAACAUCUGGUGGAAACUUGGACGGAAGAAAAACAUACCUAGAAAAGUUUGGUUUGUUUAUUCGAAAUUUUCUCGAAGAUGGAAUACAAUGAAAACUGUUAAAUUUGUGGUUGAGUUCGAUUUCAAUCUGUUAUCGAUUUGCAGUUAGAAUUAAUAUUUCAAAUUCGAUACACUUCAGUUGAUGCCUUAUGACGUAUUUCUUCAUCGAUAGCUCAGAUGGUAGAGCAGGACAGUUAACAAGUCUAUGCGUGGGUUCGAAUCCCACUCGAAGUAGUAAUACAUCUUUUAUGAAGCUGAAGAACCUUUGAUAAACAAUGACAAAACAAAUCUUUGUGUUAUGCUUCCUUGGAAACAAGAAGAAAAAAAGCCAAACCAAACUUGAUCUUGUUUUUUUUGUUUGUUUUUUCUGAACGUUUAAAAAUUAACCACUAAUUUUUCCACUAAUUCUCCUAACUCCCUCGCCCUCCUAAUUUUUCGCCAGGUCAACACAUAAUUCAUCUGAUCUACUAAGAAACAGUUCGAUAUUACUAAAACAAGUUCUUGCUAUUGGAGCACUCAGCCCGUAAUAAAAAUAUAUUAUUAACGCAUGUAUAUAUAAACGC
Molecule: messenger RNA, 1291 nt
Organism: Hydractinia symbiolongicarpus
Lineage: Eukaryota; Metazoa; Cnidaria; Hydrozoa; Anthoathecata; Hydractiniidae
Exons: 2
Coding region: 35-562 (175 amino acids)
Source: RefSeq, a predicted model, not a curated record